Molecule: messenger RNA, 6907 nt
Organism: Malurus melanocephalus (red-backed fairy wren)
Lineage: Eukaryota; Metazoa; Chordata; Aves; Passeriformes; Maluridae
Gene: MTRR
Product: 5-methyltetrahydrofolate-homocysteine methyltransferase reductase
Exons: 16
Coding region: 363-2465 (700 amino acids)
Biological process (GO): homocysteine metabolic process
Cellular component (GO): cytosol
Molecular function (GO): flavin adenine dinucleotide binding; [methionine synthase] reductase (NADPH) activity; FMN binding
Source: RefSeq, a predicted model, not a curated record
GCCCUGCCUCCUCCCCGCCGCUGCUGCUGCUGCUGCUGCUGCAUCCGGCCCGGCCCAUCCCGGGCAGCCGCGGAGUGGGGGCUGGCUCUGGCGCUUUGCUUCGGAAGUGGGGUUCGUACCUGUGUGCGUGUGCACCGCGUCCUCCAGCGCACCGGGGGACACCGCGGCCGGGCGGAGCAGGUGCACGGGGCGGAGGUUUUCACAUAAGUGGAAGUGUCAUAUCCUGUUUGAAGAGCGUAUCGUGCAGCAGAGCAGCRCUGUGUGCAGCAUGAUCAUCUGAGAGCAAGUGUGUGCCUGGUUUAUGGUUGCUCAUCUGCAGUGUCUGUAAAAAAGGCAAAAGCAAAAAACAUCUGUUUUGGAAAAUGUGCUGUGAUUCAAAAAAGAGGUUUUUGCUCCUCUAUGCAACACAAAAGGGGCAGGCAAAAGCCAUAGCUGAGGAAAUAUGGCAGCAAGCAGGUGUCCAUGGACUUGAAGCUGAUAUGCACUGUAUAAGUGAAAUGGAUAAGUAUAACCUGGAAACAGAAAAGGAUCCUGUAGUUAUUGUUAUUUCCACUACUGGGACGGGAGAGCCACCAGACACUGCCCGCAAGUUUGUAAAGAAAAUUCAAGACAAGACCUUGCCUCCUGACCAUUUCGCACAUCUCCAGUAUGGAUUGCUAGGUCUGGGAGAUUCAGAGUACAUGUUUUUUUGUAAUGGUGGAAGGACAGUAGACCGACGACUUCAAGAACUUGGUGCCCAGCACUUCUAUGACACAGGUUUAGCAGAUGAUUGUGUAGGUUUGGAAUUAGUGGUUGAUCCUUGGAUUGAUGGACUUUGGCUUGCCCUCAAGGAAGCAUUGCGAUUGCAGGAAGAGAAAGAAGGCAUGAACAACGCUGUCARUGCUGUUUCCAGCUCGCUCUCUCCAGCUCCACAUGCUGUACAUGAACUAAGCUUAAGCKCCAAAGUACAGAACUUGAAGCUAGAAGAUGAGGGAGCAAGGGGUUCUGAUGUUCUGUCACAGAAACUGGAUGACAUCAAUCUUGUGGCUCCAGCUAGUGACACUGAACCUUCACUUGUUCAUUCUGUCCCUCCYCUCUCUCAGACUGCUCUUAAUAUUCCUGCCCUGCCACCAGAAUAUAUAGAGGUACAGCAUCAGGACACCCAGGGUGAGAAUCCACAUCUGUCUUCACUGAUCUCAGAGGGAAYGACCUUUGAAGUGCCAGUUACAAAAGCAGUUCAGCUCACUAGAGGAGAUGCGAUAAAAACUGCAUUGCUCUUGGAGCUUGAUAUUGCAGACACAGUCUUUGASUACCAACCUGGAGAUGCCUUCUGUGUAAUAUGUCCCAACAAUGCCARUGAGGUGGAAGAGCUGCUGCACAUCUUGGGACUUUCUGAAAAAGGAGAUGACUUUGUUUGUGUAAAGGUUAAGCAGGGCACUAAAAAGAAAGGAGCAUCUCGUCCACAACACAUCCCUGAAAGAAGCACUCUCAAAUUCCUUCUAACCUGGUGUCUGGAAAUAAGAGCAGUUCCAAAAAAGGCAUUUUUGCGAGCUCUUGUAGAAUGUACGGGUGAUGUGGCAGAAAAACGGAGGCUUCAAGAGCUUUGCAGCAGACAAGGAGCCUCUGAUUACACACGCUUUAUUAGAGAUUCUAAUGUUUGCCUCCUGGAUUUACUUCAUGCUUUUCCAAGCUGCAAGCCUUCACUUAGCCUGUUAAUUGAACAUCUUCCUAAAUUACAAGCCAGAUCCUAUUCAGUGUCAAGUUCAAACUUGUAUCAGCCAGGAAGGCUGCGCUUUGUAUUUAAUGUUGUGGAGUUCCCUGCCGGUGCCUCUAGACCAGUCUCACGGAAAGGAGUGUGUACAGGAUGGCUUGCUGAGUUAGUUGCACCUCUACUGCACCCCUAUGAAAACACUCUGGAUGCAAAGGGAGAAAGCUCUUCAGUUGAAAAGAUAUCUAUUUUUCCUCGUCCAAACAAUACUUUCCACUUACCUGCAGACCCRUCUGUCCCAUUCAUUAUGGUUGGUCCAGGAACAGGAAUUUCACCGUUUAUUGGUUUCCUACAACAUAGGCAAAAGCUCAGAGAACAACAUGCAGACUGGAAAUUUGGAGAGACAUGGCUGUUUUUUGGUUGUCGGCAUCAUGAUCGAGACUAUUUGUUCAGAGAUGAGCUCAGAAAUUUUCUUGAAAAUGGAACAUUAACACAUCUUAAGGUUUGUUUCUCGAGAGACUCUUCAGCUGCAGAAGUGGCCCCACCUAAAUAUGUGCAAGAUGUCCUUAGGCUUCAUGCUAAGGAAGUUGCCAGAAUCCUGCUGAAAGAGGGAGGUUACUUCUAUGUAUGUGGUGAUAAGAAGCACAUGGCUGAUGAUGUAAGUGAUGCCAUAGUAGACAUUUUACGCAUGGAAAUGGAAGCUGACAAAUUGGAAGCAAUGAAAAUCCUGGCCAUGCUUCGAGAAGCAAAACGAUAUUUGCAGGAUGUUUGGAGCUAAAUAUUUAGCUUUUCCUAUUCCUUUGUAAUACAAAAUAUUUCCUUUCACACAUAUGUUUUUGACUAAAAGUUAUUGUCAAAAGUUCUGUCUGUAGUCACACAAAGGUUAACUUUCUCUGUUGACCUUUCGAACAGGAAUGUGAAACCUUUUAAAUGACAACAAACCAGGCUGGCCUUUGUAGUGUAUGGCUUUUUAGAGAUGUUACAUAAUGGACUGUCUCAGUGCCUUGAUUCUCGUAAGAUAGGGCUGCUGUAUGAACUAAAAACUUCUACACUUGUGCAGGCAUAAUUGUAUGUCGACAUUGCCUCAUGUAUCUUUUCCUAUAAUGUAUACAUAAAAAAGCUACAGAGUAAAUAUGUUACACACUAAUYUGUGCACCAAGAAAUACAUUGCCGACUUGCCAAGAUUUAUUUCAACACUUCCUGAGUACUUYUGAGACUGCUUAUAUUUUUUCAUCUUGCACAAUGAUGGUAACUGCCAAAAGGAGUGAAUGUCCAGGAUCUUGCACWUAAAGGUUACUGAAGAAUUUCAGCUUCAAACUUCUUGUAAAAUACUUAGCUUUUGCAUCACAUCGUUACACCAUGUCUCAAAAUCUGCAACACACCAUUCUAAUGCUUAUUAGAUCUUCCUUCAUAAUUCUUUCGCAAUUGUUUUCAUUCCUGUCUUUGAAAUGUUWGUGGUUUAAUUUAUAAGCAAACUCACCACUUGCAUUUAAUUUGGUUGAUGGAACAAUAUUGCAUAGUAAAUACUUUCUCAGAUURCUAAAUUAACCUUUUUAAAUUGAAGACAUAGUAAAAUAUGGUGUUUUGAAAUUAGUUGCCCUUACAUAUGGCCACCCACUGCAAAAAUGAAGUGGCUUAAAGCAAAUUAUUGAAGUGUCUGGUCUUUCUGGCAAGGGGCAUUUAGAGUAUAAAGUGGUAGAAGAGUAACAGUAAGUCAUUCAUGCAUCUCUUCAGAGCCCUGCUCUCUUCCCUCUGCAUUUUCUAACUUCUGUACAUCCAUGUUGUGUCCUCAGUUCCUAGUCAUGCUUAGACCUUUAAAGGUAAACUAUGAAAGAAUGUUUUAGAUAAAUCAUAUUUUGUUUUCUGGGGAUAAUUGUUUUGCUUUGACUUACACAUAAUCAGAACUACAUCACUUACUGCAAUUUUUGUGGUUUUCUAGAGAUUACUAGUUAAUUGGUAGGUCAGCUGAAGAAAAAAAUGGGAAAAUGUGGCUGAUCAGUUGGAAUAAAAUCAUAUGUUUAAAGUGUAAUGCCUGGAAUUCAGAUUAUGAUAUAACCUGUGCAAUGAUUAUUUAAAUAACUUUGGAAGAGAACAACUAAAACUUUGUGCAGAACUUCAGCAAAGUGGUUAUAUUAAUCUCUAUCGAGUAAUCUCUACAGAAAAAGCUCCAUAUGGGAGAGGUGGGUUACGGUAAUUGCAAACUGCAUUUCUUUAUUUUGGGAACAUAAAGAAAAGUAGUGCUUCUUUUUYAGAAGUACUCCAAUUUUAAACUUCUAUGGAAAUGAUUAAGACAAUGCAAAUGUCAACAUUUUGCAUCAGUGAAUCAGCUUUACAUAUUUUUGAAAAUUAUUCAUAAAAUAAAGAUCUACCCGUAUUGCAGUAGUAAAGAUAAAUGUUUAACUACCGUCUUUUGGCUAUGUUUUGUUUGGAAAAAGUACUUGGUAUAUCAUGUGCAUUCUCAGAUAGGACUUAGGGUUUUCUGUUCCACUUGRAAGUUCUUGGAGAUUACAGAAUAGCAAUGUUUUUCUGACUGCAAGUUGCAGCUUUCCCCUUACCUCUUACAGGUAUUCAUUUUCAUGCCACUUGUAUCCUGCAAUACAGGAAYUGCAGUGACCAUUUUGGUAAUAGUGCAGGUCAUUGCAUGGUGCCCUUUGGGUUAUUGACAGCUGAGUCCUUUCCUAUUGUCUAUUACAGGGUCUGAUAUACAGCUGGUAUCCAUGCAUUUCUCCUCUCCUUUAUCGAUCCUCUACAAAAUUAAAAUAUUUGGAUUAUUUAAUGGUAAUUAGUUAUGCUUGUGAGCUUUARUAUGAUCUCUUAGAACCACAAAAAAUGAUUGCAGGUUUUUCUUAAAUUUAUAACUGCAUGGUGCAAAGCCCAGAGCUCAAACAAACUUAACACUGUGUGUAACCUGAGGAGAAGGUAUUUCUUUCAGUGACACUGAACAAGGAGAACUUUUGAGAUACAAGAGUCACGGACAUGGAAAAGGCCUGCAGUAGAAACUAUGUUUUUCUUCAUUGAAUUGUGUCUCUCUGUAAUUAGAUAAUGCUGAUUUACUACUCCGGYGUUUCUUUUAGAAAAGCAUCCAGAGUGGAUUUUACUAAAUUUCCUAAACCUAAGCAGGGGAUUUUUUUUAAUGUGUUCUAAUUUUUUUUUCUGUUAGAGCAAUACUAUGUAUGUGCCUUUUAUCAAAUUUACAUAAUUUGUUACAGAAUACCUUUGUUAUUUAAAAGAAAUAGUGACGAUUGUGUGCUGUUAUAUUUAAGAGGUUUGCAGCUUUUAUGCUGCUGACAGGGACUGUUGAUUUUGUGUAAUCUGUUCCAGAGCAUUCCUUAUGGCCUAUUUUCUCACUCGUUUUUUAAUGCUAUUCUGAAUUUGUGAAGUAAGGUCAGUGUAGAAAUUCCUCUUUUAAACUACAGUUUCAGUAAGAGGGUUAACUGUUCAAAUUCUUAAAACCAUGUCUGKUUUUUUCAGUUUGUUGCUUCUAAAUUAAAGCUGACUUGCCUGCACCUGAAAGCAGUAGUAUUGACGUGUUUCUUGCAACUCUUUUUGCUUUCUUUUCCUYCCCUCUUCUCUCCCAACUUUUCAGAAAAUCUAGAAUAUUGGCAGAAAUAGAAUGAAUGGGCGUUUUUAGUAGUUUCUGAAGAUAAUGAGCAUUUUGAGAAGUUUCUUUUGAAAAAUUACAAAGCCAGAAUAAGAAAUGCAAAAAAUCACACAACAUCACUCGUGUCCAUUUUAAGGGCUGCACUUUCUGAAURGUACCUUAGGUAUUGAAUGGCACAGGGGUGAAGGAUUGGGGAGAGGUUAUUGGGCAUAAAAGUACAUGUUGAUUAGGUCUCCAGGCAAGAUAAGUUUGUGGAGUAAGGCAGGAGCUGUGUUGCAAACAGUAGUUUGUAGGCAAUUUGGAAAUAGAGAAAUAACUUUUCCCUUUCCCCAUUUCUGGUUAUCAGCAACCAUGAUUUCUGAUGAAUCAGGRUUUUACACUAAAUAAAAUAUUUUGUUCUAAGGAGGUUUAGAUCWCUGAGAUGAAGGUUUUUGACUACUUUUCCAAACACUGGCUUAUUUAGUGAAGUUGGCUUGUCCUACAUAAAUACUUGUCCUGCCCAAUUCUGUGAGCAGAGCAAUGUCAGCUGGUGUGUUCUGCCUGUUGAAUCUGUUUCACACAGAAGCCUUGUCCUAUUUUUCAUCAAUCCUGGGGAAUGUGUAGUGUAUUGCUGUCUGCUUGUUUCCUUUGGAAGUUGAGCUCCAAAACCAGUUUUUGGCUUAACUAUGUUCCAAAUUUACUUUUAGAACUGGAAAUGGGAAAUAAGAGUAUUAGUUAAAGUAGGUCUUACCAGUAGUGUAAUUAGGAAUAAUGCUUAUAAGUCUCUUCCUUUCUGUCUUUGGUAUUUCUGUCAUUCUAUCUGAGGUCCUAAAGAAGGAAAUGAAGAAAGCUUCCCAGUUUGGAUCACUCCCUGAUACAGAUUGGCAUGUAUGUGUAUAGCAGGGAAUGUUCUUGUCCUCAAAUUUCAUCCCUGAUAUAAUGCACUUCUAAAUACAUUUCAMAACAAACCCCCAAGUCUGUAUUUGCCAAAACUUAUUUUUGUUUGAUCUAGUUUAUCUGAUGAUGAGGCCACAUAUGGGAACAAUAUUUUGAUAUGUGUGAACCAGACUCAGAUUUUGUAGCAGAGGCUUUGUGUCUGCUCCCCCCAGCCCUGAUGUCACAAAUAACUGCACGUGUGUGUAUAKAAGCAGAAGUUCUUACUCCCGUGGCAUCCUUUUUAUUCUCCAGUUACUCUCCAUGUACAGCUGACAAUUAACACAUCAGCUGCUGCUUAUACUCAGGAACAUGGUGCAGUYGUGUCAUGGGGUUUAGUUGGUUUGCUUGCUUGGUUUUUUGGUAUUUUUUGUUGUUUCCAUCAACUGCAUCCACUGGUAGCUGUUAGCUUCAGACACAUCCUGCUUUUUGGGAGACUCAKGGGACAAAACGAUUUCUGUCUUCAACAGAAAUGUCUGUGUGGCUGUUUCUCCUGAUGGAAAUGUCUUCCUCAACCCUUCAUUCUUCUGUAAUGAUUUUAAUAUAUUUAUCUUGUGCUUUCAGAUUGUUUGGGUAUUUUUAAUAGGGCAAAUAAAUCAUAAAUGGUUUUGAUUAACACUUUUAAGAGCAUUUACUGGRCAGGUUAUAUUGUUCAGUUUUUAUUCAACUGGUUAGAUCAUGACAAUAAAAGUUGCUGUUCCAAUGUA